Molecule: messenger RNA, 1678 nt
Organism: Salvelinus fontinalis (brook trout)
Lineage: Eukaryota; Metazoa; Chordata; Actinopteri; Salmoniformes; Salmonidae
Product: E3 ubiquitin-protein ligase Topors-like
Exons: 5
Coding region: 1125-1355 (76 amino acids)
Source: RefSeq, a predicted model, not a curated record
AAAAGACAAUAACAAUAGCUACUAGCACGGGAAAUGAUUACAUGACAAUUGUCCCAUUUAUAGAUGAGAUGUGGACGUUUAAUAGUAAUGAAACAAGAUUAAAUAGUUUAUACCAACAACAACAACAAAAGUAGAUGCAAUUGAAUCGACAAAAAAAUAUAUUUUAUCUUCCUUGGCAACCAGAGGGUUGCGGAAAGUCCUCCAAUAUCCCAGAAUCCUCUUUGUUGCCAAUGGCGCUGGGCCUUCUGAUUCAAAACAGUCUGCUACCUCGCCGACAUUCUACCAUAUAUGUUUACAAUUUCUACUAUCAUUUAGGUCUGAAUUAUUCUUAGUGUUGUCAGAUAGCUAGCUGAUGAGCUAGACUAACGGAUUCGGCGGUGUGAUGUUUUGACUGUGAACCGGAGAACUCUGCAGGGAUUCGAGUUGUCAGGCAGGAAGAGAGACGCUCAUGAGCUAGCUACUCGGUUAGCCUGUCAGUUGACGAGCUAUCUAACGUUAACUAUAAUCAACAUCAAAGUUGUAUUUUUUUAUUUAUUAUUAUUAUUAGUGCCAGCUAACUCGCUAGUGAUGCAGCUAACCCGGGAAUGGAUGGUUAGCUAGCGUUCAAAUUCGGCUACUGGAGACGACGUGUGGACAGACACGGAAGCAGCACGUUACCCAGCUGUAAAGUGUAUUUGCUACAUCUUGUGGAUAAAGCCACACGUUUCACUCUACAUAUGAAUCCUAACAGGUGCAGUGUCCGCUGUGUAAGCAGCCGUUCUCCUCCAGCCUUACUCUCAAACCUCCUGUACCUGGAGAAAACAGGACCGCAGCUGCCAUGGUGACCAGCAGAGCAGGUGGUAACCAUGGAGACCACCAGAGCAGGUGGUAACCAUGGAGACCACCAGAGCAGGUGGUAACCAUGGAGAGCGAAAGAGGAGGGGGAGGGAGAGGAGACGGUCAGGACGAAGGUGGAAAGGGUGGGGAACUCCUCUUCUACCCCGGCCAGAGGAUGGAGGGAUCGAUGGACAGAUGAGAGUGGGAGCUGGCAGUGUUCCACAGCUCAUUGGUCAACAUCGUCCCGCGUGUCAUCACCUCGCCAAUCACACGCCGUGAUAGGGAGGGAGGGGGCGGGGUCAUCCAGGAUGAACUCCCCUUUCCAGCUGGCACGGAUGGACCCUUUCCUCCACGAGCUGUUCCACCCGCUCUCCAAGGAAGCCUUUGACCAGCUGGCCAUCUACGACCCUCCGGCGCCGACCUACGAGGACGGUAUGACAUCAUCAACCAGUGACACUGACCUCUCUGUCACCUCCAUCUCAGAGGAAGAGGAGGGUGGGUCGGAGGGACGGAAAGAGAGAGACGGCAGCAAGAAGUAGUGCAUUGUCGGUAACAGGAAGUAGGAGUGGAAGAGAGGAGCCGGGAGGGGAGGAAGAGAGGAGCCGGGAGGGGAGGAAGAGAGGAAGGGAGGAGUGAGGGAGAACAUGGCUAAGACCAUAGUACUCCACAUACACUGGGGGUAGAGGAUAAUCAAUAGUGUUGGACACUGGGUAAUCUGACUAACACACCUGUUUGACCUGGCUGUGAUACUGUAGGAUGACCUCAUGGCACUUUACUGAGUCAAUUCUGGAAGCAUUCGAUGUCCUGUAUUUGUGUUCACCAUGGCAACCAGCAGUGUAAAUAAAGAGAUGUACAGAAAGAG